ACAAGCAACUCGACACGCAGCAGACGAUGCUUUUAUGAAAGAGGACAGGUGGAUUCAGCAGGGAACAAUGUGGAGCAACUGAGGGGAAAGGGACAAGGAAGCAAGGAAAGGACACCAGGAAGCAGCAAGGGGAAAAAAAAGAGAGAAGAAGAGAAGAGAAGAAAAUUGCCAAAUUUUGAACUCCGCAAAUGAGAAUACCAGGAUGAUCGUGAGACACGGGCAAUGUGUGUCCAGACUGAAGAUGAUCAGUCCUCCAUAGGACUCACUUAAUACACACAUACGAUUAAACCCUGCAGAUGCAUUUGAAAAGCGUCAGGAGGAUGUAUGGCUUUGAUGGACGUUGGACAUGGGCACACCGUUUCCAUCUCAUCAUCUGGCUCCUGCUGCUGGCAGCAGCUCCACCCACAGCACUUAGCUAUUUUUUUGGGGACACCAAGGCAGUGUUAAAUGGCUGUGACAACCACUGGACCCUGCGGGACAGGACAGCCAAGCCAUUGCUCAGACAGAUGACCGUGUGCAUGGACAUCCGCGUGGUGAAGCCUGGAGCCUGGGUGGCCUUCUCUUACAGCACCGUCUUCGCGCCCAAGCCUGAGCUGGGUCUGGAGGGAGAUGACUGGGCGCUGUACGGGUGGCUGCUAAAGGUCCGACAUCGGUUUCCUGUACAGUUGUCGCUAAACGACUGGCACAGAGUUUGUCUCAGGAGGGACGCAACACGCAAUUCCUUCAGUCUGGAGGUUAAUGGGACGGUGGUGGCAGAGAGAACUGUUAUCGCUCAGGCUUUCCGACCCCCCUCUGGUCGCCUCUUGCUGGGCUGUGGUACCACAAACAGACCCCCGGGAGGCAAACUCGGAAGCGUGGAGCUGUACCUUUUCCGAAUGUGGGCAGAUUCGAGCAAGCAUGGCGCCUGUGAGGACGGAACCAUCAUUGGCUGGAAUGCUCAAUACUGGCAUGUGACCAAUUCCAAAGCCGUGAAGAAAGAUCCCAGCCUUUCGUGUGAACACAGACGAUUGAGACGUGUUGCGGUUGGAGGGAAUCCUAAUGCUACGACCUCAGCAAUCACAUUGCCAUCUGGACGAUCGUUCUCAUCGUUGCCUGAUCCCUCCCUCAUAAACUGUGACGUCAGCCAACUCUGCUCCAACAACACUGCUUUCUUUUGGAUGUUCGUACGUGUCGACAACACCAGCGCGAACGUACAUGAAGCAGAAGUGGAAAACCAGGUGUCACAAGCAUUGAGCUGCCAAAAUGUAACUACAUCAUCCGAGAGGCAGGAUUUCUGUCAGAAAGUCCAAAGCGUUGUGGUCGUCGAGAUUUCCUGUAGCGUCAAAACAAGCAUAAGGAACACGACCUGCAGUGUGCUGCUGCAGCUCAGCCGCGCCGCCUCAGCGUGUGAAAUGCAGCAGGACGCAGUUUCUGCACUGCAGCAAACGGGAAGUGUGAGGAUAGGAAUCAUUGGAGCAGUGAAGAGAGUCGGUCGAAAUCUGUGUGAGGACCUGAAUUCUGGCAACAACUUUGUGAGGUGUAGUUUCACAUCGUCCCUGGAUAACAUCUGUCAGAAUGACACAAGCUCCAUGUUUAAUUGCUCCAUCUUAGACCUCAACUCAAGCAGGCCAGAUCCACAGACUGCGGUGGGAUCGUGCAGUGGUGGAAACAGUGCAGUCACAACAGCCAGCACAAAUAUCAGUUACACAACAGAGAACAAUGUGACUACGGCUGCCGACAAUUUCACAAUAGCCUCCCCCAGUUACACAACAGAGAACAAUAUAACUACAGCCACCAACAAUUACACUACAGCAGCAAACAUAGACACAGCAGUCAUAAACAAUUACACCACAACAUCAUCCAACUACACAGCAAACAACAAUGUGACAACAGCUGCCAACAAUUUCACAACAGCCUCCAACAGGAACACAAUAGGGUAUAAUGCACCCACAGUUACAAACAAUUACACAACCACUUCAGCCAAUUACAUGACAGAGAACAAUGUCACUACAGCCACUAACAAUUACACCACGACAUCUACCAAUUACAUAGCAAACAACAAUGUGACUACAACUGCCCACAAUUUCACUACAUCAUCACAAAAUGACACGACAGGGAACAACACAACUGCAGUGACCAACAAUUACACGACAGCCUCCAGCAGGAACACAACAGGACACAUUCCAAUUACAGCCUCUAUUAAUCGAACAACCGGAUAUAAUACACCUACAGUUACAAGCAAUUACACAACAGCCACAAACAACCACAUGACCACUUCAGGCAAUUACAUAAUAAACAACAAUGUUACUACAGCUGCCAACAAUUUCACAACGGCCUCUCCCAAUAACACAACAGAGAACAAUGUAACUGAAGCCACGACCAGGAACACAACAGCCACAAACCGUUACACAACAGCCUCUCCCAAUUACACAACAGGGAACAACACAACUGCUGUCACCACCAAUUACACAACAGUCUCUCCCAGUUACACAACAGGGAACAACACACAUGCUGUCACCACCAAUUCCACAACACUAAAUAACACAACUGCAGCCACCAACAAUUACUCUACAGCCUCCAACAGGAACACAACAAGACAAAUUGCAAGUACAGCUUCUAACAAUAACACAACAGGAUAUAAUACACCCACAAUUACUAAUAAUUACACAACAGCAACAAACAAUUCCAGAACUGCCUCUCACAAUUACACAACAGGGAACAACACAACUGCAGCCACCAACAAUUCCACAACAGUCUCUCCCAAUUACACAACAAGGAACAACACAGCUGCAGCCACCCACAUUUACACUACAGUCACGAACAGGAACACAACAAGACAAAUUGCAAUUACAACUAACAAUCACACAACAGGAUAUAAUACACCCACAAUCACUAUUAGUAACACAACAGCUUCAAACAAUUCCACUACAGCCUCUGCCACAACAGGGAACAACACCACUGCAAUGACCAACAAUCACACAGCAGCCUCUCCCAAUUACACAACAGGGAACAACACAACUGCAGCAACCAACAAUUACACUGCAGCCACCAACAAUUACACAACAGCCUCUCUUAGUUACACAACAGGGAACAACACAACUGCAAUGACCAACAAUUACACAGCAGCCUCUCCAAAUUACACAACAGGGAACAACACAACUGCAGCCACCAGCAAUUACACAACAGCCUCUCUUAGUUACACAACAGGAAACAGCACAAUUGUAGCCACCAACAAUCACACUACAGCCACACACAAUUACACAACAGCCUCUCCCAAUUACACAACAGGAAUCAACACAACUGCAGCAACCAGCAAUUACACAACAGCAUCUCCCAAUUAUACAACAGGGAACCACACAACUGCAGCGACCAACAAUUAUACAACAUCCUCUCCCAAUUACACAACAGGGAACAACACAACUGCAGCAACCAGCAAUUACACAACAGGAAUCAACACAACUGCAGCAACCAGCAAUUACACAACAGCAUCUCCCAAUUACACAACAGGGAACAACACAACUGCAAUGACCAACAGUUAUACAACAGCCUCUCCCAAUUACACAACAGGGAACAACACAACUGCAGCCACAAACAAUUCAACAACAGCCUUUCCCAAUUACACAGCAGAGAACAACCCAACUGCUGCCACCAGAAAUUACACUACAGCCUCCUACAGGAACACAACAAGACAAAUUGCAAUUACAGCUUCUAACAAUCACACAACUGGAUAUAAUACACCCACAAUUACUAAUAAUAACACAAUUGCCACAAACAAUUCAACAACAGCCUUUCCCAAUUACACAACAGAGAACAACACAAUAACUGCCACUAACAAUUACACUACAGCGACACACAAUUACACAACAGCCUCUCCCAAUUAUACAACGGAGAACAACACAACUGCAGCCCCCAGCAAUUCCAUAACAGCCUCUCCAAUUUACACAACAGAAAACAACACAACUGCAGCCACAAACAAUUACACUACAGCCACCAACAAUUACACUACAGCCACCAACAAUUACACUACAGCCACCAACAACACAACUGCUGCCACCACCAAUUACACUACAGCCACCAACAAUUACGCAACAGGGAACAACACAACUGCUGCCACCACCAAUUACACAAUAGCGUCUACUAAUUACACAACAGGGAACGACACAACUGUAGCCACUACCAGUUCCACAACAGGGAACAACACAACUGCUGCAACCAACAAUUACACAACAGCCUCUCCCAAUUUCACAAUAGGGAACAACACAACUGCAGCCACCAACAAUUACACAACAGCCUCUCCCAAUUACACAACAGGGAACAACACAACAACUGCCACUAACAACUACACUACAGCAUCACACAAUUACACAACAGCCCCUCCCAAUUACACAACAGGACACAACACAACUGCAGCCACCAACAAUUACGCAACAGGGAACAACACAACUGCUGCCACCACCAAUUACACAACAGCAUCUCCCAAUUACACAACAGGGAACAACACAACUGCUGCCACCAACAAUUCCACAACAGCCUCUCCCAAUUACACAACAGGAAACAACACAACUGUAGCCACCAACAAUUACACUACAGCCACACACAAUCACACAACAGCCUCUCCCAAUUACACAACAGGGAACAACACAAUUGCUGCCACCCACAAUUACACUACAGCCACCAGCAUUUCCACAACAGCCUCUCCCAAUUACACAACAUGGAACAACACAAUUGCUGCCACCCACAAUAACACUACAGCCACCAGCAUUUCCACAACAGCCUAUUCCAAUUACAUAACAGGGAACAACACAACUGCCACUAACAAUUACACUACAGCAACACACAAUAACACAACAGCCUCUCCCAAUUACACAACAGGACACAACAUAACUGCAGCCACCAACAAUUACACUACAGCCACCAACAAUUACGCAACAGGGAACAACACAACUGCUGUCACCACCAAUUACACGACAGCCACCAACAAUUACGCAAAUGGGAACAACACAACUCCUGCCACCACCAAUUACACAACAGCGUCUCCUAAUUACACAACAGGGAACGACACAACUGUAGCAGCCAACAGUUCCACAACAGGGAACAACACAACUGCUGCCAGCAACAAUUACACAUUAGCCUCUCCAAAUUUCACAACAGGGAACAACACAACUGCUGCCACCCACAAUCACACGACAGCCACCAGCAGUUCCACAACAGCCUCUCCCAAUUACCCAACAAGGAACAACACAACAACUGCCACUAACAAUUACAUUACAGCCACACACAAUUACACAACAGCCUCUCCCAAUUACACAACAGGGAACAACACAACUGCAGCCACCAACAAUUAUACAACAGCAUCUCCCAAUUUCACAACAGAGGACAACACAACUCCAGCCACCAACAAUUACACAACAGCCUUUCACAGUGACACAACAGUUAACAACACAACUGCAGCCACCAACAAUUACACUACAGCCACCAGAAAUUACACAACAGCCUCUCCCAAUUACACAACAGGGAACAACACAACGACUGCCACUAACAAUUACACUACAACCACACACAAUUACACUACAGCAACCAACAAUUACGCAACAGGGAACAACACAACUUCAGCCACAAGCAAUUACACAACAGGGAACAACACAACUGCUGCCACCACCAAUUACACUACAGCCACCAACAAUUACGCAAUAGGGAACAACACAACUGCUGCCACCACCAAUUACACAACAGCGUCUACUAAUUACACAACAGGGAACAACACAACUGCUGCAAGCAACAAUUCCACAACAGCUUCUCCUUAUUACACAACAGAGAACACCACAACUGCAGCCACCAACAAUUACACAACAGCGUCUCCCAAUCACACAAGAGGAAACAACACAACUGCUGCCACCCACAAUUCCACAACAGCCUCUCCCAAUUACACAACAGGGAACAACACAACAACUGCCACUAACAAUUACAGUACAGCCACACACAAUUACACAACAGCCUCUCCCAGUUACACAACAGGACACAACACAACUGCAGCCACCAACAAUUACACUACAGCCACCAACAAUUACGCAACAGGGAACAACACAACUGCAGCCACCACCAGUUACACAACAGCCUCUCCCAAUUACACAACAGGGAACAACACAACUCCAGCCACCAACAAUUACACAACAGGGAACAACACAACUUCUACCACCCACAAUUACACCACAGCCACCAGCAAUUACACAACAGCCUCUCCCAAUUACACAACAGGGAACAACACAAUUUCUGUCACCCACAAUUACACUACAGCCACACACAAUUACACAACAGCCUCUCCCAAUUACACAACAGGACACAACACAACUGCAGCCACCACCAAUUACACUACAGCCACCAACAAUUACGCAACAGGGAACAACACAACUGCUGCCACCACCAAUUACACAACAGCCUCUCCCAAUUACACAACAGGGAACAACACAACAACUGCCACUAAUAAUUACACUACAGCUACACACAAUUACACAACAGCCUCUCCCAGUUACACAACAGGACACAACACAACUGCAGCCACCAACAAUUACACUACAGCCACCAACAAUUACGCAACAGGGAACAACACAACUGCAGCCACCACCAAUUACACGACAGCCACCAGCAGUUCCACAACAGCCUUUCCCAAUUACACAACAGGGAACAACACAACAACUGCCACUAAUAAUUACACUACAGCCACACACAAUUACACAACAGCCUCUCCCAAUUACACAACAGGGAAUAACACAACUUCAGCCACCAACAAUUCCACAACAGCCACCAACAAUUACACAACAGGGAACAACACAAAUGCCGUCACCACCAAUUACACGACAGCCACCAACAAUUACGCAACAGGGAACUACACAACUCCUGCCACCAACAAUUACACAACAGUGAACAACACAAAUGCUGUCACCACCAAUUACACGACAGCCUCUCCCAAUUACACAACAGGAAACAACACAAUUGUAGCCACCAACAAUUACACUACAGCCACCAACAAUUACGCAACAGGGAACAACACAACUGCUGCCACCACCAAUUACACAACGGCAUCUCCCAAUGACACAACAGGGAACAACACAACUGCAACCACCAACAAUUACACAACAGGGAACAACACAACUGCUGCCACCAACAAUUACACAACAGCCUCUCCCAAUAACACAACAGGAAACAACACAACUGUAGCCACCAACAAUUACACUACAGCCACCAACAAUUACGCAACAGGGAACAACACAAAUGCUGCCACCCACAAUUACACUACAGCCACCAGCAUUUCCACAACAGCCUCUCCCAAUUACACAAUGGGGAACAACACAACGACUGCCACUAACAAUUACAAUACAGGCACACACAAUUACACAACAGCCUCUCCCAAUUACACAACAGGGAACAACACAACUGCAGCCACCAACAAUUACACAACAGGGAACAACACAACUGCAGCCACCAACAAUUACACAACAGCCUCUCCCAAUUACACAACAGGGAACAACACCAUUUCUGCCACCCACAAUUACACUACAGCCACCAGCAAUUACACAACAGCCUCUCCCAAUUACACAACAGGGAACAACACAACAACUGCCACUAACAAUUCCACAACAGCCUCUCCCAAUUACACAACAGGGAACAACACAACUGCUGCCACCAACAAUUACACUACAGCCACCAGUAAUUACACAACAGCCUCUCCCAAUUACACAACAGGGAACAACACAACAACUGCCACUAACAAUUACACUACAGCCACACACAAUUACACAACAGGGAACAACACAACUGCAGCCACCAACAAUUACACUACAGCCACACACAAUUACACAAUAGCCACCAACAACUACGCAACAGGGAACAACACAAUUGCUGCCACCCACAAUUACACUACAGCCACCAGCAUUUCCACAACAGCCUCUCCCAAUUACACAACAGGACACAACACUACUGCAGCCACCAACAAUUACACUACAGCCACCAGCAAUUACACAACAGCCUCUCCCAAUUACACAACAGGGAACAACACAACUGCUGCCACAAACAAUUCCACAACAGCCUCUCCCAAUUACACAACAGGGAACAACACAACAAUUGCCACUAACAAUUACACUACAGCCACACAAAAUUACACAACAGGGAACAACACAACUGCCAAUAACAACUACACUACAGCCACACACAAUUACACAACAACAUCUCCCAAUUACACAACAGGACACAACACAACUGCAGCCACCAACAAUUACACAACAGCCUCUCCCAAUUACACAACAGGGAACAACACAACUGCUGCCACAAACAUUUCCACAACAGCCUCUCCCAAUUACACAACAGGGAACAACACAACUGCAGCCACCAACAAUUACACAACAGCCUCUCCCAAUUACACAACAGGACACAACACUACUGCAGCCACCAACAAUUACACAACAGGGAACAACACAAAUGCUGUCACCACCAAUUACACGACAGACACCAACAAUUAUGCAACAGGGAACAACACAACUGCUGCCACCAACAAUUACACUACAGCCACCAACAAUUACACAACAGUAAACAACACAAAUGCUGUCACCACCAAUUCCACGACAGCCACCAACAAUUAUGCAACAGGGAACAACACAACUGCUGCCACAAACAAUUCCACAACAGCCUCUCCUAAUUACACAACAGGGAACAACACAAUUGCUGCCACCCACAAUUACACUACAGCCACCAGAAUUUCCACAACAGCUUCUCCCAAUUACACAACAGGGGACAACACAACUGCCACUAACAAUUACACUACAGCCACACACAAUUACACAACAGCCUCUCCCAAUUACACAAUAGGACACAACACAACUGCUGCCACCAACAAUUACACUACAGCGACCAGCAAUUACACAACAGCCUCUCCCAAUUACACAACAGGGAACAACACAACUGCUGCCACAAACAAUUCCACAACAGCCUCUCCUAAUUACACAACAGGGAACAACACAACUGCUGCCACCCACAAUGACACUACAGCCACCAGCAAUUACACAACACCACCAACAAUUAUGCAACAGUGA
This is a messenger RNA of Solea solea (common sole), 9062 nucleotides long. RefSeq names its product mucin-2. The record is from RefSeq and is a predicted model, not a curated record. Bases 297 to 9062 code for a protein of 2921 amino acids. The transcript has 15 exons. Lineage: Eukaryota; Metazoa; Chordata; Actinopteri; Pleuronectiformes; Soleidae.